GACACUGUUGGGCGCUGGGAAACAUUGGACCUCUGCUUGUUGGUCGAGAAAGAGGAGGAGGUGUCUUGUCUGCCCGCCUGCUCACUCCCCCCCCAUCUCUCUCUCUCUCUCUUCUCUCUCUCCCUCCCUCCCUCUUUCAAUCAGCGAGGCUACUGCCACCAGAGCCAAGAGUUGCCGCUCCGCGCGCUGAUGCCAAAACGCGCAGGAGGAGUCAGUGCCAAAGGGUCAUUUUAGCGCACCACUGCUGAAAUCGAAGGACUGUAGGGAACCCUAGAAUAAUCAGCAGCCGCUUGACCCCAGAUGAUAUAAUCAUACUAUUAGAAUUAAGAAAAAAAAAGGGGGGAGAGGAAACAAAUAAGAGCCAAUACCUAUCGCCGGUGGAGUGCGCCGUCCUUCAUCUGUCACCACGGUCGCUGCAGAGGUGGGCAGUCCAGGAUUCUUCUGUCUUUUUUUGUCUGAAACAAAAAAAAAAGCUCAUUGCAAAAUAUUACCUACCUGCGUACAUAUCAGCUCAUCGGCCACUUAAAGUCGACUGCUUCCUAAAACACUUGCACUUUGGCUUCCUCAAUCCAGGUGUUGAGUCCUGCGAAGACGCGGUCGGACAUUUGUGGACAAACUGGUCUUCCAUCUAUAAAUUGCGCUCCGCUCCGACCCCUUCACCUCCCGCAGGGCGCAUCAGAAGCUGCGGCUCGAAGACUGUGAAUAGCGGAGGGAUUUAGGCAAAGGAGGGGAAAGUUGGUCUCCUGCGUUCCGGAGCAGACCGACACCACGGUGCAAGCCGACUCCAAGUGCCGUUCACCGGGCGAUGCCAGAGUAAAUGCCGGGGCAAUGUCCCGCCGCAAGCAGGUGAACCCGCAGCACUUAUCGUUGACGCACAGGGAGACAGUUCAAGCAGCAGCAGAUGCCAAUCAUGACUCAGGAGCGGGAUCUCCAUCUCCAGAGCCGUCCACUCCCAGCCCUCGGCGGCAUGGCCCCGGGGAGCACGAUCUGCUGACCUGCGGCCAGUGCCAGACCAACUUCCCUCUGGGCGACAUCCUUGUGUUCAUCGAGCACAAGCGCCGUCUGUGUCGGGGCCCCAGGAGCGGACCAGGGUCUUUCUCCAAACCAGGGGAGAGUGGCGGGGUCACGGGCAUUGCCAUUUCUCCCAGGGCCAGGUCCCUGGAGCUGUGCAGAGGGUCCAUUCCAGUGGAGGUGGGCAUCCAGGUGGGCCCCGGAGGAGAGGUGGAUGUGGACAGGAGGCUGACGCCGUCCAAGGGACUCUGCCCCAAACAGGAGAGAGGAGGGAAAGAUGAACCAUCCAGCUACGUCUGCACAACCUGCAAGCGGACCUUCACCAGCGCCUGGUUCCUGCUCCAGCAUGCCCAGCACACUCAUGGCAUCCGCAUCUACCUGGACCACCACCCGGUCAACUGCUCCUUCACUCCCCGCAUGGCUCUGCCUCCGCCCCCCGGCCUCGAGGCCCUGCCCCGCUCUCCUCUCCCCACUUUCCUCGGCGACACCAACAACCCAUUCCACCUCCUCCGCAUGGCCGCGCCCCUGCUCAGGGAACACCACCCUCCCCCGGGGUACAUGGAGACCCGACUGCCUGCGACGCCACCCUUUAUUAGCCCUCCACCUCCCCCAAGACUUCCUCUAGAGCGGCUAGGCCCAGAGGAGAUGGGGCUGCUGUCCCAGCACCCCAGUGCCUUUGAGAGGGUGAUGCGGAUGACCCCCAUGGAGCCUCCCUCCAUGGACUUCUCCCGUCGUCUGAGGGAACUGGCAGGCAACACAACCAAUAAUGGGGGGCCUACACCCCCUCUCUCACCCACCCGUGUGCCACACAUGCACCGCCUGCUAAGUCCUACACUUUUCCAGCCUGGCUCCAAGCCCCCAGCAUUUCUCACCUAUCCUCCACAGCCGCCCACUCCCCAGGGGGCACAUGGCUCCACCAGCCCUCCUGACACCCAGGGUCAAAACCAAGCCCCAGGAAAAUCCAAAUCCUGUGAGUUCUGUGGCAAGAUUUUCAAGUUCCAGAGCAACCUGAUCGUCCACAGGCGCAGUCACACAGGAGAGAGGCCGUACAAGUGUCAUCUAUGUGACCACGCAUGUUCCCAGGCAAGCAAGCUUAAAAGGCACAUGAAGACACAUAUGCACAACAAGUCUGGGUCCAUGAGUGGCUCCCCAGAACAGGGAAAUAGAGGAGAGGGAGGAGAGGGUGAGGAGAAGAGUCGGGAGGGAGAUUCAAGUGUGAUGGGAAUGGACAAUGAGGAGGAGGAGGAGGAAGAGGAAGAGGAAGAAGAGGAAGAAGAGGAAGAAGAUGAGGAGAUAAGGAAUGGAAGUCGGCCAGAUUCCAACUUAAGUGAGGACUCGCAGGAGUUCCGCCCGAAAUCGGACAAUGGUCCAAGACAGUCUCCUGAGGAGAAGACCAUGAGCAGGGACCGAGUAUGCGACAGUGGCGGUGUGGGCAUCAUGCACCCGUACAACCAUCUGGACAAUCACCUUAGACUUAACCCUAAUAAGAGAAGCCUGGAGAGACAACCUAAUGGAAAUGGUGGAGACAGGGGUGAAGCAGUAAGAGAAAGAGAGAACCAGAGGGAGCAGGAGAGAGAGCGAGGUGAGCAGGAGGACCAGAGGCCUGUGAUGAACGGCAGAAUUAGUGUAUCUGAAAUAGAUUCCUUCCCUGGGCUGUUUCAGCGUCGGCCCACCCCCAUCACCAGCCCAAACCCCUCCAACAACAAGAGGAUCAAGAUUGAGAAGGAACAGCUGGAGCUUCCCCCAACCAUACCGCUUAUCUCUCCUGAGAAUGUCUACUCUCAGCUCCUGGCUGGUUACGCAGCUUCACGCCACUUCAUCAGAGAACCCUUCUUGGGGUUCACUGAUUCCCGUCAGUCACCAUUCGCCACCUCCUCCGAGCACUCCUCUUCGGAGACAGGAAGCCUGCGCUACGCCACCCCGCCUGGUGAGCUGAUGGAGGGAGGGAGCGCCUCGGGCCGCAGCGGCAGCAGCACUCCUCACCUCCUGCGGGGUCCGGGACCGGGGAGGCCCCCGAGCUCCAAGGACAGGAGGAAUGACACGUGCGAGUACUGCGGCAAGGUGUUCAAGAACUGCAGCAACCUGACGGUGCACCGACGCAGCCACACGGGGGAACGGCCCUACAAGUGUGACCUGUGCAGCUACGCCUGCGCCCAGAGCUCCAAGCUGACGCGCCACAUGAAGACCCAUGGGCAGUUUGGAAAGGAGGUGUACCGCUGCGACAUCUGCCACAUGCCCUUCAGUGUCUACAGCACACUGGAGAAACACAUGAAGAAGUGGCAUGGCGAACAUUUGAUGGCCAGCGAGGUCAAGCUGGAGCAGGCGGACAGAGGUAUAGCCAGCGACCAUUAGUUAUACAGUCUUCAGUGUACACAAGAAAACACACACACACACACACACACACACACAGACACACACACACGUACACAGACACACACACACACACACACACACACACACACACACACACACACACAGACACACACACACACAGACACACAAAUGAAAUCCUUAUAACCACUUCUUCAGCUAUGGGGCUUGGCUGGAUGAUCUGUCUCUUUAAAAUAUUGAGACUGAUUGAUGUUCAUCUUUUUUUCUUGUCACAGAAACUGCCACCUGAGAAUAUAAACAAAGGGAAACUUUAAUGAGAACUUGUCUGGAAUGCCCAACUUGGUGUUUCCUGGCAAACUGUCUGAGGAUUUUAUCAGUUAGGAAUCCACGGAGCCUUUCUACUGUGCAAUAAUUUCUGUAUUUAUUGGAUUUUUGUAAUGAUAUUUGGCAUGUGCAGGUACAUCUUUGUGGGAUUUCAUAUGGAGUUAGUUUUGAAAUGUGCUAAAAAAAAAAAAAAAGAACCUUUUUUUUCUAAAAUGCGAUUACAGGAAAAAAAGUCACCCUUAAUACAAAAUAUCUUUUUUUUCCUUCAAGGAAGCUUAUUAUCACGUGAGAGCAAAGUUGUACGAAGCCGUUAGCUUUUAAAAGUAAAAAGAAUUGUUUUCUAUAUAAACUACAGCAGCGGACUACAAUCCAUUCCCUCAUACAGGCAUAAAGCACUGAAUGUCAGCCUGACAAUAAAACAUCGUGUCGGAUUUAAAAAAUCCAACAUCGUCUUAUAGAUCUGAUGAGUUGCUUUUAAUUUAUUCAGGGAAUUUGUCCUUUUUUGAAAUAAAUAAAAAUACUGGCAUGUGAAUUAUUUCAAAAAUGUAGUUACUUUACUGCUGUCCUCGCUUCAGUCAGGACAUAAAUAAAGGUUGCACUUAAUGGAGGUACCCUUAAAUGAUGCUCAGAACAUUCCCAAUGUAGGAUUAAACCGACAUAUUUAAUAUGUUGAGACUACUUGUGAUUAAUGUGAGAAGGAGAAAAGUCCUGUUUAUGGUUUGUAAAUAUAUUCUUUUUUUUAUAUAUAUAUGUUAAAGUAGCCCUGACUUUACGUGAAACACGGCCUAAAAUUAAACAAUCAGAAGACCAGCUGCUUGCAUCAUCCACAGUAUAUGCUAUAAGUGUAACUACCAUACAUUAUUGCUUUAUCAGACCCACUCGAUUACCUCCCCCACCGUACGUGUGCUUACUCAAAGGCGGUUUGUUAACCGAAAGAUACUUCAACAAUUGUAACACUUUCUGAAUCUGUCAUCUCUCUCUCUCUCUCUCUCUUUCUCCCUCUGACCCAGUCCGACUGGCCCCUGUCCCCUUAGGACGCACAAAAUGGUUUCAAAUGAAAUUCAUAUCAAUACGUGUUAGCGUGUGUGUUCUUCUCUCGGCGGCGUGCUCUAAGCCGCUCUCCGACGGCGUCUUUUCACAGUUCACUAGCUCAGAUUCAUGCAUUAGAGCGGCUUUGAAAAAAAAAAAAAAAAAAAAGGAAGCCGGUUCAUUCGCCUCACAAAGUGAUACGGGUUUAACUCCCAGUAACAGAUUUU
Pleuronectes platessa (European plaice) is the source of this 4922-nucleotide messenger RNA. It is a transcript of the gene bcl11bb, whose product is annotated as BCL11 transcription factor B b. The record is from RefSeq and is a predicted model, not a curated record. Gene Ontology annotation, molecular function: DNA-binding transcription factor activity; RNA polymerase II cis-regulatory region sequence-specific DNA binding. Lineage: Eukaryota; Metazoa; Chordata; Actinopteri; Pleuronectiformes; Pleuronectidae. The coding region runs from base 829 to 3363 and encodes 844 amino acids. Gene Ontology annotation, biological process: positive regulation of transcription by RNA polymerase II. The transcript has 3 exons. Gene Ontology annotation, cellular component: nucleus.